This is a messenger RNA of Caenorhabditis auriculariae, 7302 nucleotides long. Lineage: Eukaryota; Metazoa; Nematoda; Chromadorea; Rhabditida; Rhabditidae. The record is from the annotation of a GenBank genome assembly.
AUGGAUGCCCGCAUGCAAGCCCCACAAGUUCGUUUGAUUUCUUUAUGAUAAUUUUUUGGAAAGAAAAUGUUUUCAAUGAUGAUCUUGAUUUUUUUCGAGUUUGAUGCAGCCUCUUUGAAAAACUGUUGGCGAUUAACUUUGGAUUAGAGGAUCGAAGUUUCGAAAUCGGUCUUAUAUAAAACUUGAACGUUAUUGCUGCACUCCUCAGAUUUUUCGAGACGAUUCGAGAUGAGAUUUCGUCUCGGAAUGUCUCGAAAAACUCCUCGUCCACUGUCGAGAUGCAGAUUUAAUCUACCUUAAUUUGAGCUUUUUCUUGCUCUGCUAUUUUUCUGCUUCUCCCAGCUAAAAACAGGUUCUCAGAGACUUGAAAACUUCAAAAGAUGAAAAACUUUUUUGGCUUUUGUAGGUUUCUGUUGAUUUUUUAGCAAAAAUUUGGGCCAUUUCAAUAAAAACAUCACCCUCAAACUGGAAGGAAAAACCUUGCCGACAGCCAAUUUAUCUGUCCCAACCUGGAAAAAAACGACUUUAAAUGGACGAUUAGACUUUUCGAAACUGUUUAGGAAUGAAAAAAUGGAGCAGAAUUUGCGUUUGAAUUCAAAAACCUUAGCAACCUUAGCGUUACCUGAGCUCCGAAAAUGUCACUCCGAAAAUUCCUAUCUUUAAAAAUGGAAUUUCGUUCCCAAUAUAUUUAAAUGUAGAUUUUCAGGGCCAAUAUUCAAGUAUUUACAAUAAUUCACAAAAAUAUUUACAAAAAAAUUCACAACAAAAAAAUAAUUUCCAAUUUUCAGCUCCCUCCAAGAUCCGUCGGCACCCAAACCGACCAGGUGGGAUUUUUUUCCCUCAAGUUAUGGAAAAGAAGAGAUAGCAUCAGCGUUGCAAAAAUAGGAAAGAAGAGAAGAAAUGUCGCAAUUUUUUUCGUGAAACUUGAAUUUUCUAGUAAAUUUGUUCUUACUAAGUAAAAGAAGAAGCUGAGCGUUCAAAAAUGGACUCAGGCUCUUUCGACAAUUUCUUUUCGAACUUUUUUUAUAAAUUUAUUUUAAUCAGUUUCCUUCAAAUUUUAUAAGUCUUCAAUAAAAAUUAAAUUUCCAGAAACUGAUAUAUUUUUUUGAGACCUAAGUUCUCUAAUUUUUUAACACCACAAAUUUUUUCCUGAAAAAGUCACUUCGAAAAAUCUUCAAAAUCGGAAAGUUGUCAAGGAAUUGUUUCAAAAACAUGAAAAGAAUUUCGUUUUUUUCAUGGAAAAAAUUCAGACAAAAAAUAUUAGAUAAGAAUGAAAAAAACAGAAAACUUUUUAAUGAUCAUCUAUUUAGGAGUUGUGGGUUUUUGACGAGAUCCUGGUCCACCGAGAAGGCCAGGAUGCGGAGAUGUUCUUUGAUGCCCCGGUAAGACUUUCAAGCUUCUUUCACAUAAAUACUAGCUUCGACUGAAUUUUGAUGGAGAAAGUUCGAAAAUCUUAGAGACUUUGAAUUUUCAUAUCUAUUUCUCCUUAUUUUAAGAAUAAAAACUUUCAAAUAAAAAUUAUUGUUAACUGAAAAAUUUAGGAAGCCCGUGAGAGCCACGACUCGGGCAACCAGACGGAGGUGAGCCUUCUUUCUUCUUUUCAUCAACAAAACUGAAUACCUUAAUUUUGCGAGAAUCCAAGCUUCUAUUUUGUAAAAUAGCUCGCACUUACCUUUUCGUAGACACAUGGGGAAGCUCUCAUGCAUCAGAAAGAACAGCCGAAAAAAUGAAAAAAUGGCGAGAGUUGGACACCUGAGAAUAUAAAAGUUGAUGCGUUUCAGCACAUAACGAAUAUCAUAAAGCUUUCUAAAACUAUUUUUGACCACACCAAAAAUAAAGAAAAUUUUCAGCGCGUCCAGGAGCGAGUGGUGGACCGUGCUUUGGACGAACACCAACGGCGUAUCCGGUUCUAUCUGGAUACGCUCAAGGCGCGGACACAGCACGGAGGUACAGAACAAUUUUAGAAAUACUAGCCUUUCUCACGAUUCUCAACUAACUCAACUAAUCUAAUUUUUCAAGCUUCCAGCAAAAAAACGGUCUUCAAGAUAGGCUGCAAAGCUUCUGGAAACUUCGAUAUUUGUAACUUCCGCUUACGAUAAGAAAGACGAAAAAUCCGUUCAAAAUAAGAAAAAAAAAAUCUUUUUCUAGGAGUUGAUUAUUAAUAAUAGGUAGGACUUUUUUGAUCAAAUACAGAGAAUUUCGAGAAUAAAACUUUUUACAUAAUCAAAAAUAAAAUUAAACUGUUUGAUAAAAAAAAAAAUGAGAUCCACAUCAGUAUCUGACUCUGACAGGGCUUAAUCUCUGAGUGAUUCCAUCGAGAAUAAAUAAUGAAAGAAUAAAACGGAUUUGACAACUUUUCGCCCUUUUUCAGCUAAUAUCAAGUCUGUCAACUAUUCAAAAUUGACCCAACAAUGGAAAAAAAAACAGCCAGACCAGGGAGAAAUGAAUUGAUGAGAAAAAAAUAUAAGCUCUUUUCUAUAUACUUUUUUUUCAUAAACUGAAUAUACAAAGCUUUUGGAGUGUGCUAACCUCGAGAACCGGAUAUAGUUUUUUUUAUUCAGCAUAUCCUAAAGUUCCCUUUAGCGAAGUAUCAGCAUAAGUUCAACCGGGCCUGAAAAACGUUCCCUAGUGAGAAAUAAAAAAAAUCAAUAUCACAUAUCAACAAACAUUUAAAACCUUUUUUUCAGCCCCACUCAGAGCGAUGGACGCCGGUGUUGGAACCGACGAGUCGUGGGCAGAGGAAGAGGCGAAGAAGGAGAAGCUCGAAAGAGAGCUCAAAGAAAGGAACGAGGAGAUGAAGUAUGAAUUUCUCAGAAGUCUAAAUAAGAACUGAAUAAAUUCAAAAAUACAAAUGAGUCUUAUACAGAGAAAAAAAAAGAAUCAUUCGAUUCUGAAACAUAACCGAUUUUUCGAAAGACCGAUAUUCACAUAAAAAAAAAGAUACUUCUUUUUCAAAAAUGUCGGUUUUUUAUUUGUAGAACUGGACCGUAUCGUCCAAAAGCGUUAUCAUCUUGGAGUAAAGAAAUUUUUUCGAACUGCAAGAAGUUUCAAAAAUGUUGAACAGAGGAAACAUUCUGAUAGAAAAAGUGGUGAAAGAAUUAUUCAGUCGCGAUUUUGAGCAAGUGAAUCAUCAAAGUGAGAAGAAACCAAGCUGAGAAAAAAAUUCAGGAAAAACAAAAUUGAAGUCACCAAACGAAACCUCUCAAUCAAUUCAAUAUUAUUAUAGGGAAGAAAAGGAGAAGUUGAUGAAGGCCAAUGCCGCGAAUGGACGUCUGACGGCGCACCUCGCCCAGACGUCGCUCGAACUGGGGUCGACGUUGGCCAGAGGUCAUUUCUCUUUUUCAUGAAUUUAUUAAUUAAAUCAUUUGCAGAAGAGCUCCUGCGCCAAGAAGUCCUACUUCUUCGCGCGCGGCUCGCCGAAGCCGAUGAGGAGAGAGUGCGGCUGGCUGCCCUACUCCAGGUUACUGAAAAACUAUAGAAUAAUCACCUGUAUAAGCUUGGGAGAAAUUCUACUAUUUUUUUCAACCCAUGAAUGAAAAAACAAUAGUGAAUAUAAAAAUAAAUGAAUAGAGCGAUAAAAGAGCUCUCCAAAUAGUCCUUGAGGAGAAAUUUUGACAAAGUAAAACUUGACGAGGAUUUUUGAAAUAUGAACUUGGUGAAAGGAAGUACUUUUUCUGGAGCCCUACGUAAAUUUUACGUUUGUUUUUUAAUUGAACGAAUUAUCAUAAAUCAAUAAAUAUAAUGCAGUUAAUCUCAAUUCGCAUGGUUGAGCUUAUAAAAAAGAAGAAAAUAUUCAAUUUGAAUAAAUUUAGGCCGCCGUACAGGCCAUCGACAUCCCCGUCGAACCGGAGCUGGUGAGAUUUCCUUUUGAAAUAAAAUUUAUCCAGUACUAGUUGCCAUGAAAUUGUAAAGGAUCUAUUCCAAAGAGUUCAAAUUCCUAGUUAGAUUCGAAAUCAGACUUUUUUCACAUUUUCCGUUUUACAAUAAGACUUGGAAUUCAAAAAUAUAUAUUCGAACAUUUUGCUAAAUAACCAACGAAAUGAAUAAAUUAAGGCCGCCGACGUCCAGCAGCAAGAAGACGAAGUUGAGCAUCUUCUCCGCCCUGACGUGAGGAUUUCUUUAAUGAAUCUCUUUUUUUUUGCGAAGUUGGAAAGAAGCUUUCGAGCCCUAUGGGCACUGCACUGUUUGAAAAAAAACGCCUUUAACAAUCUUUCCGAGAAAAUUCAAAUCUCUGUCGCGACAUGAAAUCAGCUCUUCGAUAACUCUUCUCUGAAAAUUGUAAAGUUCUGUGGGAAAAAAGACAAUCAAAAUCUUCAACUAGCUUUAGCUCACGAAUUUCAAAUAAGCUUCCAUUCCAAAACCUUCAAGAAAAAGAUUACUAGGGAACUACGCGACCUCGUAUUCACGGAUCGAGUCCAAACUGGGGUGGUUUAAAGAUCGAGGUAAAUGUACUUGAAAACAGGCAACAUCAUCUGCUAAACCCAAUGAGAUACCAAGUAAAAGCUUUUUGAAAAUGGCUUGAAAAUUAUCAAAUUCCUGUUUUCCUCCUUCUUUUGACUGGAAAAAAAGGUGUUUAGGGUUCAUCAUAGCCAGAUCAUUUAGGCGAUUGUAUAGAAAUAUAAAAGGAGAUAAAAGCAGUAUCUUAAGAAUUUUCAGGCAAUCUGCACUUUUUCUACGAAUGUUUUUUUUCAACUGCGAAGACUUUUAAGUAACAAUAACAUUUAGAAGUAACAAGAAAGCUUCAGGCUCUGUUUCGAAUUCUCUCUGAGCCGUUUCAAUUCAUUGUGAUUUUCUUUUUUAUAUUUUCUAAUUUUUUCAAUAUAAUAUCAAAAUUAGUCAAAAACCAUUUCUCCAACCAAAUCAUAAUAAAACGGCUGUUUCUAAAACAUAAAAGCUUUCGAAAUCAAAAAAGGUUCAGACUUUUCAGGCUUUCAUUGAAUUACUUUCAACGAGUUAUGUAAUUUUUUUAUUGUUAUUGAACUGAAAUAAUGAUAAUCCUUGAUAGUUUUUUUCUUUCAAAAAUAUGUGGAAAAGUUCGAAUGCUAUUUAGUUUUGCAAAGAUAUUUUCAAAAGCUUUUCAAACUGAUACUUCUUUGUGUAAAGCUUUCGCUAAUCGAAUCAGUGUACCUGAGAAUUUUCGAUUGAAGGUAAAUUGAUCUGGCGUUGUGGUUUCUGAAAAUGAGAUCGGGAUUAAAGAAAUGGGAAAAAUUGGCUCGAACUUCCUAUUCCUUUGAAUAAAAUCAGGGCUACGGAAAGAGUUCAUAGACUUGAAAGAGAAAGAAAAAAAGGUUUACGGAUCAUUUUUAUUCUUCCGAUUGAAAAAAUAAAAGAAAAACAACUUUAGAUGGACCAGGCCAGUCCCAGGAAGCGGAGAAGAAGCUCUUCUUCAUGCUCGGACGGCUCCUCUGUGAAGAGGUCCCGAAGUGGAGCCGAGAGCCCGGACGUCUUCCGGACGCCGGAACGUGGCGUCGAGCAUGCCAGAAAUGGUCAAGACGCCACUUCCGGCGAAGAAGAAGAAGAAGGAGAACGGGAGCCGCAGUUGGAAGAAGAGGACGAGGUCGUCCCGGAGAGCGACCAAGAAGAGCUCGCCGAGUCCUCUUCUUCCGGCCCACCAUCGCCGGCCCCGUCGUCCCCGCCAAGAUCCCUGCCCCCGGCGACGCCACCGAGGACGCCCACGCCGCCAGUUCAGCCAACGAGACGGGUUAGUUUAGGUCAUCAAUACUGAAAUGAGAGGAUCUUGAACCAUUCAGCCAGUGAGAAUCUAUAUGCAAAAAUCAUCCUAAACAGCUUUCUUUCUCGAUUCUCACAGUCUACUUGAUAACGCAGUUUUUUGCAUGAAAAGUGUUUGAAAUCAGAAAUUUCGAAAUCAAAAAAAGGAAAAAUUAUUUUCAUCGUUUUGUCUACGCCUGAGAUUUUCGCGCAUGAAUCUGAAAUGAAAAAAAGUUGAAAAUUGCUAAAUUAUAUACUUGAAAACCCUGCAAAGUUCCGAUUCAUUACUCCAUAGGAACUCAAAAAUAAGUAGAACAUGGUCCAAGUGAACUGAGAUAGAAUACGUUUAAAUUUAUCUGUAAAAAUAGGAAAUUACGCUUUUGAUAACAAAAAUAAUCACGAGUCUUUUUGAAAGAAAAGUUUGAAAUGAGGGUCUUUCGAUUAGAAAAAAAAAAGUUCACAACUUUUUCAAGAACAAAAGCUUAUUUUGCUAUUUUUUGAACUUAAAGCGGCUGUUCCAAAAGAAAGAUUAGAAGUAUUACUUUAAAUCGUAGGAAUAACAGAAAACCGGAAGCUCUGAUAAACUUUCAAUAAAAACUCUAGGAAAAUUAGCAAUGCUCUGUUAAAAAUCCAACAUUUAUCAAGUAGUUCUCCUUAACUUACCAGAGUAUCUCUAUUCCUUUAUAUUACCUUUUUUCUAAAUUAUCAAAAAACGAAGAAAAAAAAAUCAAUCAUAAUAAACAAAUUAUGAUUGUUUUUUGUUCAAUAUCAGAGAAGAAAAACAGUUUGAAAAAAUAAAAAUUAGAAAUAAACACCAACCUUUUUUUCUUCUUCAAACUCCAGCUGCUUGCGUUUUUCAUCUUCUUAAGAACUAAAAAGUUACAGUCUAGUCAAUGAUUUCGAAAAAAGAGUCGAAUCUGAAAAAUAAUUACGGAAAACGAAGCGACAUUCACAAAAUUCAAUGGAGAAAAAGCGAUUGUCGUUCCGAUUUCAAGCAAAAAUGCUUUAAAAAGUCGCAUAUAUAAUGAAAAAAAGUUCACAAAAUAUUUUUUUCGAAAACUAAUAAUUUUAACAUUACUUACAAGUGGCUAAGCUCAAUGAAUAAAACCUUUUGGAAAACGAAUAGCAUAAAACAAAAUUCAAACGAAUUGAUUAUUCUUUCAAUGAUUUGAAAAAAAACAAGAAUGAUAACCGCAAAAAAAUUAGAUUGGGUUGGUUUCAGUAGUUAUUUUGAAUAUAUGAAAACAAACGAUAUCUUUUCAGCAACGGCGCGCCCAGGCGGUCAUGGGGGUCCUCAAAAGGUCGAGCAGGAUCGGCAACACGCUCCCUGGCCCCCAGCCCAAGCCGCCGGUGGACGCUCAGCCGAUCCCGUUGGCCGUUCUGGCGCCGCUGACGGCCGCCGAAGUCGGCGCAACAAUCCAGACGAGGCUGGCGGACUACGACAGCGGGGUUUACAUCCAGAACCUCGCUGUCGUGGUCAAGUUGGGACGUUACCUCACGACGGCACGCAGACUCUCGAGGAACCUCCCGUCGUCCAUCAAGGACUUGCAAGACCUCGAGAGUCUGAAAGAGAGUCUCUCUCGCCAGUUCUGA